Molecule: messenger RNA, 1168 nt
Organism: Gossypium raimondii (Peruvian cotton)
Lineage: Eukaryota; Viridiplantae; Streptophyta; Magnoliopsida; Malvales; Malvaceae
Exons: 8
Coding region: 159-1037 (292 amino acids)
Biological process (GO): tRNA splicing, via endonucleolytic cleavage and ligation
Molecular function (GO): tRNA 2'-phosphotransferase activity
Source: RefSeq, a predicted model, not a curated record
CCUUUUUAUAGAACACCGUAAUAACCAGAAAAGAUUGUGGGAAGAGCCACGUGUAGCAAAAGGACCAUUGCUCGCGAGCGCAGCGCACCGUAUCCUCGUCUCCUGCAGCCAUUGUUACCCAUCUUCUUCAAGCUUCGCAUACCGUCAAACUAUCCUAUAUGUGGUCUAGUCUCACUAACGGUAGCAUUCGAAUUUUACGUUGUUGCGUUACGCGUCGUCCAACUGUCCCCUCUCAACUUUCCACGUUCCCUGCUUUACAUCUCCUGGAGAACACAGUCCUCAAUAACACUAUGUCCUCCUCUUUUUCUUCUUUCGCUCAUUCAAAUAGAAGUGGAGGCAGAGGUCAAGAUAUGAAACAUGAUCGAGAAAGAUCCAGAGGCCGUGGCGGCGGCGGCAGCAAGGACAAAAUUGAUGCUCUUGGUCGACUCUUGACACGAAUUCUGCGACAUAUGGCUACUGAACUGAAUUUGAAUAUGCGAAGUGAUGGUUAUGUCAAAGUUGAAGAUUUGCUGAAGCUGAAUAUGAAAACAUUUGCUAAUAUCCCUUUAAGGUCACACACUGUUGAUGAUAUCAAAGAGGCCGUCAGAAAAGAUAAUAAGCAACGGUUUAGCCUUCUUGAGGAAAAUGGGGAGCUUUUGAUACGUGCAAACCAAGGCCACACCGUCACGACAGUUGAGUCCGAAAGAUUAUUGAAACAAAUCCUUUCAGCUGAUGAAGUGCAAUUUUGCGUGCAUGGAACCUAUAAGAGGAAUUUGGAAUCAAUUUUGGAGUCGGGUUUGAAGCGCAUGAAAAGAUUGCAUGUUCACUUCUCAAGUGGCUUGCCGAGUGACGGUGAAGUGAUAAGUGGUAUGAGACGAGAUGUUAACAUUUUGAUCUAUCUUGAUGUUAGAAAAGCUUUGGAAGAAGGCAUGAAGCUUUACAUUUCAGACAACAAAGUGAUAUUGACUGAGGGUUUUGAUGGGGUGGUACCUGUCAAGUACUUUGAGAAAAUAGAAUCAUGGCCAGAUAGAAAACCUAUACCUUUCUCAAAUGUUUAAAAUUGGAUGAUGAAAUGAUUAGUUUUUUUUUUACUCUCUUUUAAACCUGUGUGAUGACCAAAGUGUAUUGGAUCUGAUAAAAGAUGUUCAUUUUGUUUGAUAUUACAUCUUUGGCAUCCAUUUUUCUCCAA